AUGGCUACCCCCAGUGUCCUCACUUUUGACGCUGAGGACGGCCUCUCUCUCUUUGACCUUACCUCUAACGCUUCCCCUGCCCCUGCUGCUGAUGCUGACGCCACUGUUCGCUCCCAGUGGGCCACGCGCGACGCUGCUGCACGUCUUGCUGUGCGUCGCCACCUCCCUACCUCCGAGCGUGCGCACUUUAGUCAGUACAAGAGUGCUCAGACCUUGUACGACGCUGUAGUCGCGCGCUACUCCUCCCCUGCCACUGCUGCACUGAGCCGUCUCAUGCUACCGUACCUCUUCCCUGACCUUGCUGCCUUUCCCACCGUGGCUGACCUCAUUACGCACCUCCGCACUAGUGUCACUCGCUACCGCGCUGCACUCCCUGCUGACUUCUGCGCCAAAAACCCCCCCCCCAUGUACAUCACUCUGGGCGUUCCCCCUCCCCCCUGCUGCCCUUUGUUGCCUCUGCUGCUACGGCCGACCUCCUUGGUCUUGAGUCGGUCGGUGCGGCGUCCACCCGUAGCGGGAGACGCCGCCCUAGCAAGGGCAAGGGGGGCAAGGGAGCUGGAGGAGCGGGCGGUGGAGGUGGAGGUGGAGGCGGUGGGGGGAGUGGGGGUGGCGGUGGGAGUGGAGGUGGGGGUGGGGGGGUCGGUGGCGGCAGUGGAGGCAGAGGCGGCGGCGGCGGAGAGCGGAGGUGGCGGAGGAGGCGGCGGUGGAGGCGGCGGCGGAGGCGGCGGCAGCAGCAAAGGCGGCGGAGGCGGCGGAGGCGGUGGGGGUGGCGGUGGAGCUGGUUGCGGGUCUUCGCAGAGGAGUGGCUCCGAUGGUGGCUCGCGCCAGCAGCAGCAGCGCGGUCAUGAGACCUUGUCCCCUCAGCAGCUCCGUGAGUGGUACACUGCACGCCAGCGGGGUGGGGGUUUUGGUCCGUGCACCCACAUCCUGCGCACCGGCGACCGUGCGGGUGAGCAGUGUGAGGGCACGCACCCCACCCAGCGCUGCUUUGGCCGCGUGACGGACGCGUGGCGUCACCAGUUCCCAGAGGCCUCAGAGAUCCCUCGCUGGGGCGAGCUGUCUAGGGCGGGUGUUGCCAUCUUUGAUCUUGACUUUGAUGCUAUUCUCUCUGCCAUGUAUUCUGUGUCUACUAGUGAUAAGGGUGACUGUUACCGCUAUUUCCCGCCCGAUCCGGGCAUUGAGUCUGUUGCUCUAGGUACUGGUGCGGCUGCUGCCCUAGGUGCUUGCGACGUUGCUGCUCUAGGUGCUAGUGUGUCUGCGUCCUCACGUACUGGUGAGUCUGCGCUCUCAGGUACUACGUUGGCUUCGGCCUCCCUCACCUUCACCCUUGACUCUAGGGCGUCUCGCUACUUCUUUUGGGACCGCACCACAUUCAUGCCGCUCAAUCGGCCGGUUGCGGUGUCUUUGGCUGACCCCUCCGGGGGUCCUGUACUGUCUCGCUUCUCCACAGUCCUCCCGUGUCCAGCGGCUCCCUCUGGCACCCUGUCUGGUCUUUACCUCCCCUCGUUCGCGACAAACCUGGUGAGUGGUGCUGACCUACAGGAUGCAGGUGUCCACCAGUUCACUCCUGCGCGUCAGCGAGUGACACACUGCACAAAGGCUAGCACAGGCCGACACCUGGCUACGUUCACCCGUCAGCCGGGGUCGAGCCUGUACACUCUGACCACUGCGUCUCCUCCAAUUGCUAAGUCUGGUAAGGUAGCUGAGUCGGGUCAGGUGUUUGCUGCGGCGUCCAGGUCUGGUCCUGAGUCUGCCCCCUGUUCGUGUCGUCUCCUGUCUCACGAGACUCUCCUCUGGCACCACCGCCUUGGCCACCCCUCACUGCUUCGGCUCAGAGGCAUGGCCUCUCGUCUUCUUGUGUCUGGUCUCCCCUGGUCCCUCCCUCCCCUUCCUCAGGGCGGUGGCCCUACCUGUGUCCCCUGUGUCGAGGGGCGCCAGCGUGCUGCCCCUCACUCCUCCCAGUUUCCUCCGACAGACGCCCCGUUGCAGACGCUUCACAUCGACGUGUGGGGCCCAGCCCGCAUACGUGGACAGGGUCACGAGCGCUACUUCCUGCUCGUUGUUGACGACUACUCGCGUUACACCACAAUCUUCCCCUUGCGCAGCAAGGGUGAUGUCAGCGGAGAGUUCUCCUCUGGCCUUCUGCGAGCCUACUGUCGUGCACGAGGCAUCCGUCAGACCUUCACGCUUCCGGACUCACCGCAGCAAAAUGGGAUUGCUGAGCGCCGCAUUGGCAUGGUCAUGGACGUCGCUCGUACGUCUAUGAUGCAUGUGGCUGCCCCCCAUUUUCUGUGGCUGUUUGCGGUGAGGUACGCGGCGCAUCAGAUCAACCUCCACCCCAGAGUCUCCAGGCCGGAGACCUCCCCAGCCUUGCUGUGGACGGGGAAGGUUGGCGAUGCGUCAGUGUUCCGGGUCUGGGGAUCUCGGGCGUUUGUCCGCGACUUGUCUGCGGACAAGCUGUCCCCUCGUGCUGCUCCUUGCGUCUUCCUGGGUUUCCCCCCUGACGCGCCUGGGUGGCAAUUCUACCACCCCACCUCUCGACGUGUUCUGUCCUCCCAGGACGUCACGUUUGACGAGUCGGUCCCCUACUACCGCCUCUUCCCCUACCGCACUUCGUCCCUUCCCCCACCCCCACUCUUCCUUGUAUCAGGUCCCCCCCAGGUAGACUCCCUUCCCCCUCAGGGUCCUGCCCUUUCAGGUGUGUCCCAGGUAGACGCAGUCAAGCCUGUCGAGGUCACUGGUGACUCUGGUGCUGCAGGGGGUGCUGAGCCUGGGGGCGCUAGACCUAGGGGUUCGGAGUCUGGUGGUGCUGAGCCUCGGGGUGCUACGUCUUGGGGUGCUGAGCCUGGGGGUGCUGAGCCUGGGGGUGCUGUGUUUGGGGGUGCUGCGACUGGGGGUGCUGAGCCUGGGGGUGCUACGCCUGGGGGUGCUGAGCCUGGCGGUGCUACGCCUGGGGGUGCUGAGCGUGGAGGUGCUCCGCCUCGAGGUUCUCCGGGUGCUUCUUCUCGCCGGGAGCCCCUCUCUCCACAAGAGCUGCGUGAGUGGUUUGCCCGGCGCUGGCGCCGUUCUGCUAGUGCUGGAGGUUCUUCGACUACUGAGGGUGUUGCGGUCGCGGUUCCCGGAGGUGCUCGUACUGGGAGUACUGGAGCUGCUGGGCCUGCGGGUUCGACUGGAGCUGGUGCUGCUGAGGGUGUUGGUUCUGCUGGGGCGGGUGCUCCAGCUGAGGGUACUGGUGCUGUCCCUGCUGCUUCUGGCGUCGCCACGCGGCCUCGACCGUACUUUGUUCCACUCCUGCAGCAGCGUCGUGAGCCUGCGUUUUGUCCUGCGUCACCUGUUCGUGCUGCUCACACUAGUGGUCGCGGUUCGCGCCAGCGUCCUCCUCCUGUCCCUGGCACGCACCGGAUGUCUCUGCGUCCGUCUACUGCUCCUCUGCGUGCCCCUUUGCCUUCCCCUUGUGAGUCCUCUCUUCCUGCUCUUGCGGACCCUGAGUCGGACUCUCUUCGUGCUGCUAGUCCUACUGUCACGCGUCUCCUUGCUACUGUUGUCACUGACCCUUCUUUCGAGUCUACUGCUGCGUCUGCUCUCGUUACUGAGCUCGUCGACUUUGCUGCUCGUUGUCGCUUAGACUACGCCACUAGUCUUGUCGCUGAGUCUGAGUCUGUCUGCUCUCCGUCCGUCGGGGGUGAGUGUGCUCUUGGCACGGACGUCCUUGAGGAUAGGCAGGAGGAGUUCCAGUGUCUGGCGGCUGCUUCACCUCAUCUCAUGUCCAAGGCAGCUAUGGAUGCAGAGAUGGCUUCCUGGAAGUCCACAGGCACCUACGUUGACGCUGUCCCCCCUCCUGGGGCGAACAUCGUCAGCGGCAUGUGGAUCUUCAGGGUGAAGCGGCCGCCGGGUUCUCCGCCUGUCUUCAAGGCGCGUUACGUGGCUCGUGGUUUCAGUCAGCGGCAGGGAGUUGACUACUUUCAGACCUUCUCCCCCACCCCGAAGAUGACCACUCUUCGGGUAUUACUGCACGUUGCUGCUCACCGUGACUACGAGCUGCACUCUCUCGACUUCAGCACAGCUUUCUUGCAGGGCAGCCUGCACGAGGAGAUCUGGCUGCGCCGCCCACCUGGCUUCAUUGGGUCUUUCCCUCCUCGUACCCCAUGGAGUCUCCGGCGUCCAGUCUACGGUCUCCGCCAGGCGCCACGAGAGUGGCACGACACACUGAAGACUACACUUGCGGCUCUUGGGUUUGCUCCUUCUACUGCCGACCCGUCGCUGUUUCUGCGCACCGACACCUCUCUGCCGCCGUUCUACAUCCUCGUGUACGUCGACGGCUUGGUCUUUGCCACAGCUGAUUCUGCUGGACUCGCCUACGUGAAGUCCGAGCUGCAGAAGAGACACACGUGCACUGACCUGGGUGAACUGCGCAGCUACCUUGGCUUGCAGAUCACCCGGGACAGAGCACGCCGCACCAUUACCCUGACUCAGUCACACAUGGUGCAGCAGGUCCUUCAGCGCUUCGGCUUCACGUACUCCUCGCCUCAGGCCACUCCUCUGCCUACUCGCCACUCGCUCUCAGCUCUGCCUUCGGAUGAGUCCGUAGAGUCGAGUGGCCUUUAUCCAGAUCUUGUUGGCUGCCUCAUGUACCUGAUGACCUGCACACGACCUGACCUUGCAUACCCUCUUAGCAUUCUCGCACGCUAUGUUGCUCCUGGGAGACACCGACCAGAGCAGAUGGCUGCAGCGAAGAGGGUGUUGCGCUACUUGUGCAGUACGUUGGGCAUGGGGCUUGUGCUUAGAGGGUGGAGUCCAGUGGUCCUCACUGGACACGCGGACGCUUCUUGGGCUGACGACCAGGCUACGCAGCGGUCGUCACAGGGUUACACCUUCAGCCUUGGUUUCGGUUAUGUUUCGUGGCGGGCUACUCGCUCGUCUUCUGUUAUCGGCUCCAGUUGUGAGGCUGAGAUCUACGCCGGGGCCAUGGCUGCACAGGAGCUUUGCUGGCUCACCUACCUGCUGAUCGACCUUGGAGAGCCGCCUCGUUCUCCUCCAGUCCUGUACGUAGACAACAAGGCCAUGCUGGUCUUGUGUCGAGAGCAGCGACUGGAGCACAGAACAAAGGACAUUGCUCUCCGCUACUUCCUUGCUCGUGAGCUACAGCAGCGUGGACAGUUGCGGCUUGCGUACGUGGCCUCUGAGGCCAACACUGCUGAUGUCUUCACCAAAAGCACUUGCGCCUUGUGA
Closterium sp. NIES-65 is the source of this 5229-nucleotide messenger RNA. The record is from the annotation of a GenBank genome assembly. NCBI's taxonomy places the organism in Eukaryota, Viridiplantae, Streptophyta, Zygnematophyceae, Desmidiales, Closteriaceae.